This is a messenger RNA of Hordeum vulgare subsp. vulgare (domesticated barley), 1684 nucleotides long. RefSeq names its product probable arabinose 5-phosphate isomerase. Gene Ontology annotation, biological process: carbohydrate derivative metabolic process; carbohydrate metabolic process. Gene Ontology annotation, molecular function: carbohydrate derivative binding; isomerase activity. NCBI's taxonomy places the organism in Eukaryota, Viridiplantae, Streptophyta, Magnoliopsida, Poales, Poaceae. The transcript is spliced from 3 exons. The record is from RefSeq and is a predicted model, not a curated record. Bases 75 to 1379 code for a protein of 434 amino acids.
AUGGAUCUAUCCGCAGUCUCGACACUGCAUACUGGGUUGGCCACCCUCAAUCACCGCACGACCAUCCCCGUCCCAUGCCACCGGCAUCCGUCAGCACCAGUCAAUACCACCACCACAGGCACUCCCGCAAACCGCCAGACCGCGCCACAAAUCUACCCGCGUCAGAAUCCCCAUUAAUUCCAGAUCGCCGCGGGGACGCGCAAACGAAACACACGCGCCCCUCUCUCCCGCGGCGCCCGUUUCACCGUAGAGAGAAUCCCUCCUCCUCCUCCCUCGCCGCCGCGGCAUUCCCCCGAGCACCCUCCGCGCGUUGCGCGAGCGCGGCAGCCAUGGGCUCGCUCCCGGUGCUCUCCCUGCCGGAAUGCGCGGCGCCUCCGCAGGAGGGGGCGCGGGCGACGGUAGCGGCGCCGGACCUGGCGGCGCUCUUCCGCGCGCAGCGGCGCCACCUCGACCACUUCUUCGACCGGCUCGACAUGCCGCAGGCGGCGGCGUUCGCGCAGGCGCUGCUGGACGCGCCCGGGGCCGUCUUCUUCACGGGCGUCGGCAAGUCCGGCAUCGUGGCGCGCAAGCUGGCGCAGACGCUCGCCUCCCUCGGCUUCGCGCGCGCCGGGUUCCUCUCCCCCGUCGACGCGCUCCACGGCGACAUCGGCUCCCUCUUCCCCGGGGACGUCCUCGUGCUGCUCUCCAAGUCCGGGGCAUCCGACGAGCUGCUCGCGCUCGUGCCAUGCGCGCGCGCCAAGGGCGCGCGCCUCAUCUCCCUCACCUCCGCGGCAUCCGGCGCAGACUGCCCGCUCGCCGCCGCAUGCGACCUCAACGUGCACCUCCCGCUGCAGGGGGAGGUCUGCCCCUUCGGCCUCGCGCCCGUCACCUCCACCGCCAUACAGAUGGUCUUCGGCGACACCGUCGUCGCCGCCAUCAUGGAGGCGCGCCGCCUCACCAGGGACCAGUACGCGGCCAACCACCCCGCCGGGAAAAUCGGAAAGACCCUCAUCUUCAAGGUUAAGGAUGUCAUGAAGAAACAAAAUGAUCUUCCAUUGUGCAAGGAGGGAGAUAUGAUAAUGGAUCAACUUACUGAGCUCACUAGUAAAGGUUGUGGCUGUCUUCUUGUGGUUGAUGAUGAGUAUCAUUUGAUUGGAACUUUCACCGACGGAGACCUCCGGCGUACACUCAAGGCAAGCGGGCCAGCUAUUUUCAGUCUAACAGUUGGAGAGAUGUGCAACAGGAACCCAAGGACAAUCACCGCGGGUGCAAUGGCGGUUGAAGCCAUGGAGAAGAUGGAGUCGCCCCCUUCACCUGUGCAGUUCCUGCCUGUCGUCGAUGACAAGAACGUUGUGUCUGGGAUCAUUACACUGCAUGGUUUGGUCUCUGCUGGAUUGUAACUGGUUCUUUGUGUGUAGCCUGCCCCGGUUCUUCGUGUUUCUUUGUGUGUAGCCUGCCCCGGUUUUUCGUGGUUCUUUGUGCCUGCUUGGUCCUCCCAAGACAUCAGAUAAAUUCUUGUGAAUCUGAUCGGCAUCAUCUUAUCGCUGUUGUAGCAUCUGUAGUCUAGAUAUGUGGAGAUUAUAUGUUCGAAGGCACACUACCAGUAUCAUCCCAUAGCCCCUCUAUAGUGUUUUUGUUAAGAGGAAUAUGUGGGACCUUGUUCAAGCAGGGUUGAGGUUAAAUAAAUCUUAAGUUGCCAAUAUUA